Molecule: messenger RNA, 2401 nt
Organism: Theobroma cacao (cacao)
Lineage: Eukaryota; Viridiplantae; Streptophyta; Magnoliopsida; Malvales; Malvaceae
Gene: ABCF5
Product: general control non-repressible 5
Molecular function (GO): ATP hydrolysis activity; ATP binding
Source: RefSeq, a predicted model, not a curated record
CAACUAGAAAAGGUCCCUCCUUCACCAGUCUCUCUCUCUGCCCUGGGCUGAGAGUUUCUCUUCUAUUCUCUCUCACUGAGAAGCUCUCCAUUGCCUGCUUUCAGAAAUCCUCCAUCUCUUUUUCCUUUCAUUUUCCCACACUUUCCUUCACUUUCCCACUACCCAGACAUGGGCCUCUCCACAAAACUCCACCGUAUAGACCUUCGUUCCACAUUCUUCACCUCUCUUCGCCCCUCUUUCACCCCGAAUUCCUCCUCUCUAAUCUCCCCCAAGACCCUUAAAUUUAGACCCACUAAAAUAACUGCCCAGGUUUCCACUCUCAGCGUUGAAACCUCCGUUAAAGACCCUCAAAACGACAUCGAGUCAUUGUUUUCCACCAACACAGUCGAAGAAGUUGAUCGAAAACGCGCCAACAAGCGGUCCAACACCGGCUCUUCGGGUAUUUCCUCCGGUGUAAAGCUCGAAAACAUAAGCAAGAGCUAUAAAGGAGUAACGGUUUUGAAAAAUGUGAGUUGGGAAGUGAAAAAAGGCGAGAAAGUUGGAUUGGUUGGAGUAAACGGAGCAGGGAAAACGACUCAGAUGAGAAUUAUAACGGGGCUAGAAGAACCUGAUUCGGGGAAUGUUAUAAAGGCGAAACCAAACAUGAAAGUUGCGUUUUUGAACCAAGAAUUUGAGGUUUCGAUGAGUAGGACGGUGAGGGAGGAGUUUAUGAGUGCUUUUAAAGAGGAAAUGGAGAUUGCAGACAGGUUAGAGAGGGUUCAAAAGGCGAUUGAAGGGGCUACCGAGGAUUUGGAGUUGAUGGGAAGGCUUUUGGAUGAGUUUGAUUUGUUGCAGAGGAGAGCUCAGGCUGUGGAUUUGGAUGAGGUUGAUGCUAAGGUUAGUAAGUUGAUGCCAGAGCUCGGGUUUUCCCCUGAGGAUUCGGAUAGGUUGGUCGCGAGUUUUAGUAGCGGGUGGCAGAUGAGGAUGUCACUUGGGAAGAUUUUAUUGCAGGAGCCUGAUUUGUUGCUUUUGGAUGAGCCUACAAAUCACCUUGACCUUGAUACAAUUGAGUGGCUUGAAGGAUAUCUCGACAAGCAAGAAGUGCCGAUGGUCAUUAUAUCUCAUGAUAGAGCUUUUCUAGAUCAGUUGUGUACAAAGAUAGUGGAGACUGAUAUGGGCGUUUCCAGGACGUUUGAGGGUAAUUAUUCUCAGUAUGUUGAAGCAAAGGCAGCAUGGGUUGAAAACCAGUGUGCUGCAUGGGAGAAGCAGCAGAAGGAAAUUGAGCAGACAAAAGACUUGAUAAACAGAUUAGGUGCAGGAGCAAAUUCUGGCCGUGCUUCUUCUGCUGAAAAGAAGCUGGAGAGACUUCAAGAAGAGGGUCAAUUAGAGAAGCCAUUUCAGCGGAAACAAAUGAAGAUAAGGUUCCCUGAGCGUGGAAGAAGCGGCAGAUCUGUUAUUACUGUUAAGAAUCUGGAAUUUGGUUAUGAGGAUGACUUGCUAUUUAACAGGGCGAAUCUUACAAUUGAAAGGGGAGAGAAAAUUGCCAUUAUUGGUCCAAACGGUUGCGGAAAGAGUACUUUACUGAAACUGAUAAUGGGUUUGGAGAAGCCAAGAGGAGGUGAAGUGGUACUUGGGGAGCAUAACGUUCUACCAAAUUAUUUUGAGCAGAAUCAGGCUGAGGCUCUUGAUUUGGAUAAAACAGUGCUUCAGACAGUGGAAGAAGUGGCAGAAGACUGGAGAAUUGAUGAUAUUAAGGGACUCCUAGGUCGUUGCAACUUCAAAGCUGAUAUGCUCGAAAGAAAGGUUUCCCUUUUGAGUGGUGGUGAGAAGGCACGACUUGCUUUUUGCAAAUUUAUGGUAAAACCAUCAACAUUACUAGUUUUGGAUGAACCAACUAAUCACCUCGAUAUACCUUCGAAAGAAAUGCUGGAGGAGGCAAUCAGAGAGUACAGCGGCACUGUCAUUACUGUUUCACAUGACCGAUACUUUAUUAGGCAAAUUGUUAACAGAGUAGUGGAAGUAAAAGAUGGACAUUUGCAGGACUACAUGGGUGAUUACAAUUAUUAUCUAGAGAAAAACCUUGAGGCAAGGGCUAAGGAGCUGGAGCGUGAGGCAGACCUUGAAGAGAAAGCUCCCAAAGUGAAAGCCAAAUCCAAGAUGUCAAAGGCUGAGAAGGAAGCUCGAAAGAAACAGAAAAUGCAGGCCUUUCAAGCUGCUAAACAAAAGUCGAAAGGGCUGAAGAAUUCCAAGAGAUGGAAAUGAAAUAUUCCAUCUAUACAUGAAAUUGAUUAAGAAUGACCAAUUGUUAAACCAAUUUUACAGUGUAAAGUGCCUAGGAUGUGGAUGACCACCAGCACCAUCUGUAUAUAAUGUUGAUAGAAAUACAGUUCUAAAUUGAAGCUCUUACACGAGUUAUGGUAGA